AUGUUCAGGAAGAUUAAUAAUGUGUUCCGUCCCAACCAUCACGGACACAGAAGGCGGGAUAAUGGUGGAGGUGGUGGGUUUCAAUCCGAGCAGGACUACCACAACGCCUGCACCGUCCGGCUGGUCCGCAGCACCUCCAUGCUGGUGGUGGGAGAGAGGACUCAGGCAGCCGCGGGCUCCACUUUAAAACGGAGCAAAAGCACGGUGAGCAUCGAGUCGACCUUGUACUAUUAUCAGAGACAAGAGGACAGGAUAUGGCUCUACUCUCAGAAUCAGAACUGCCUGGAGUACCUGGAGGCACUUGUGGCUUUGAGGCGGCAAUACACAAAGAGUGUGAGUGACUUGAAAAGCAACGACACCAAGGCCACAGUCUCCAAUAAGAAGAAGCCUGCGCCCCCGCCGCCUAAAAAGGAAGAACCGAUAUCAAGGGCCAAACCCUCUGCCCCUCCAGUCCCCGACGAGGAGGACACUUUGCAGUUCUUUGAUGCGGUCAUCGCCAGCUGCGACAGCGAGCCUCUGCGCAAACCUUACACUGAUGAUGGACACGCAGAUGUGGACUUCAUAGUGGCCUCCAGCUCAGCCGAACACGACCUCCACUCUAACUGGGUCUUGCGGGUUCCUCGGGUCGCAGGUGACUCCAAGCAGAAAGCGGUUCAUGACUGUGCCAAGGAAAGCGUCCCGAAGAAGAAAAACCAGAGCGGGUCCACAAGCAGCAGACUGCGGCUGCAGAGGAACCCGAUCCAUCUGCCCAAAGUGGUCGAGAGCGCAUUCCAGACUCUUCGCUUCAAGCCCAAAUUAAAAAAGCAGUGAAGCUUGAUAGACAUUUGAAACCAGCCGCACUGCCACACUGCUGACGUAGAGGUCAAUUUAGUUUGUUUGGACACCAUGCACGGCUAAAAAUCCAUCCAGCCAAUUCAUACUUGCAUAAAACAUUUAAAGGGAUUUUAAUAAAGUAAAGUUUGAAAACAACAAAA
This is a messenger RNA of Morone saxatilis (striped sea-bass), 974 nucleotides long. RefSeq lists its product as uncharacterized. The transcript is spliced from 3 exons. The coding region runs from base 1 to 810 and encodes 269 amino acids. NCBI's taxonomy places the organism in Eukaryota, Metazoa, Chordata, Actinopteri, Moronidae. The record is from RefSeq and is a predicted model, not a curated record.